Molecule: messenger RNA, 1168 nt
Organism: Capsella rubella
Lineage: Eukaryota; Viridiplantae; Streptophyta; Magnoliopsida; Brassicales; Brassicaceae
Product: putative cyclin-D7-1
Exons: 5
Coding region: 45-1052 (335 amino acids)
Biological process (GO): regulation of cyclin-dependent protein serine/threonine kinase activity; mitotic cell cycle phase transition
Cellular component (GO): cyclin-dependent protein kinase holoenzyme complex; nucleus; cytoplasm
Molecular function (GO): cyclin-dependent protein serine/threonine kinase regulator activity
Source: RefSeq, a predicted model, not a curated record
GAAGAGUUGAGUAUACGUUGACACCGGUUAUAUCAAACCGGUUCAUGUUUCAAAUGGAUAAUCUUCUCUGCGAAGAGUCAUGGCCCGCGAGUCCUCUAACUCCGGAGGCUUUACCAAACUCAAGCCACAGUACUCACAACGACCGCAAUAACGUAAUGCCGAUGUAUCCGGAGAUAGACGAUGCGACAAUGGAAGAAGCCAUUUCUGUGGACUUGGAGAAAGAGUUAUGUUUCAGUAAUCAUGGAGACAAGUUUACUGACUUCUUCGUCUCGAAGGGGUUAACCGAAUUUAGGUUUCAAGCGGUUCAAUGGCUACUUCAGACACAGAGUCGGCUAAAUCUUUCCUUUGAAACUGUUUUUUCCGCCGCAAAUUGUUUUGAUCGGUUCGUUUAUUUGACUAGCUGCGACGAAUGGACUAAUUGGAUGGUAGAGCUAGUUGCCUUAACCUCACUAUCGAUCGCAUCAAAGUUCAACGAUGUUACCAGUCCGUAUCUUCAAGAACUUCAGAUGGAUGGUCUAAAUCAUAUGUUUCAUCAGAACACUGUUUUGAAGAUGGAACUCAUAAUGCUGAAAGCUCUCGACUGGCGUGUCAACUCUGUUACCAUUUACUCCUUUUCUCAAACCCUUGUGUCCAAAAUCGGUGUGAUAGGCGAUCAUAUGCUGAUAAAUCGAAUAACAAAUCAUCUUCUUGAUGAUUUAUGCGAUUUGAAGAUGUUGCAAUUUCCACCAAGCGUUGUGGCAGCUGCGGCUAUGUGUAAUGUCGUUGAAGAGAAUGGGCUCCGAGGAAAGAUAAUGGAUCUUUUUACACUAGAGCAGAAGAACAAUAUCGUGAAAUGUGUUGACAUGAUGAAAUCACGUAGCAUCGAUCGGUCGAGAAGGAAAACUUUUGAAGUGAAGAGUUUUCUGAGUUUGUUGCAAAGUGUAGAUGUGAAGGAUGAUUAUUACGUUGAAGAUCUAUCUGCCAUUUUCAAAAUUUUACGAUCGGAUAACAAGAAGAGAGAAAGAGAAAACAACCAUUUCAAUUUUCGUCCGGCAAAAAGAGUGUCAAUAUGAAUGUCAAAACCACAUGUAGCAUUCUUCUUUUGUUUUUUGUAUUGAUCACAAGUCUAUCUUUAGUUGCUCAUACACAAUUAUUAAUCCCAAUUGUAAUGUAAUGUUGAAUAAUAUAC